Messenger RNA from Melospiza georgiana, 3482 nucleotides. It is a transcript of the gene ARSK, whose product is annotated as arylsulfatase family member K. The record is from RefSeq and is a predicted model, not a curated record. Lineage: Eukaryota; Metazoa; Chordata; Aves; Passeriformes; Passerellidae. The coding region runs from base 113 to 1732 and encodes 539 amino acids. The transcript is spliced from 8 exons.
UGAGCGGGUAGCGUGCGCUGGGUCAAAUCUUUCGCUGUGGCCAGAGCCUCGGAAUCUGCUUUCGGAGCUGCUGCUCCUCGGUUAGAGAGCUGGGGGCCACGGUGGAGGGGCGAUGCGAGACUGCGGGCCGCUGCGAGACGGCGAGCCGCUGGGGCUAGCUGGCGUGGCGCUGCUCCUCAUGGCCGCCGGGGCGGCAGCAAGGCCGCGGCCCGCCGUCCCCGGGGACCAGCCCCGAUCUAACGUGGUGUUGGUGGCCUGCGACUCCUUGGAUGGACGCUUGACAUUUUUCCCCGGAAAUCAGACUGUGGAUUUACCUUCCAUAAAUUUUAUGAAAAGACGUGGCACUGUCUUUCUCAAUGCCUACACCAAUUCUCCAAUUUGUUGUCCUUCGCGUGCAGCUAUGUGGAGUGGUCUUUUCACUCAUAUAACAGAAUCUUGGAAUAACUUCAAAGGUCUAGAUCCAGAUUAUGUAACAUGGAUGGAUCUCAUGGAGAAGCAUGGCUACCAUACGCAGAAGUUUGGGAAAUUGGACUUUACUUCUGGACAUCAUUCAGUAAGUAACCGUGUGGAAGCUUGGACUAGGGAUGUUAACUUCCUGCUCCGACAAGAAGGAAGACCCAUGGUGAAACUUACAGGCCAUAGGAAGCAGUUUAGAGUAAUGGAAAAAGAUUGGCAGAAUACUGAUAAAGCAGUAAAUUGGAUAAAGGAAGAAGCUGUUAACUUUACUCAACCUUUUAUUCUUUACUUGGGACUAAAUUUACCACACCCAUAUCCAUCACCCUAUGCAGGAGAAAAUUUUGGAUCCUCUACAUUUUUAACAUCUCCCUAUUGGCUUGAAAAGGUAAAUUAUGAAGCUAUUAAAAUACCCAAGUGGUCUUCUCUUUCAGAGAUGCAUCCUGUAGACUAUUACUCAUCGUACACCAAGAAUUGCACAGGAGAGUUUACAAAGGAAGAAGUCAGAAAUAUUAGAGCAUUUUAUUAUGCUAUGUGUGCAGAGACAGAUGCCAUGCUGGGAGAGAUUAUUUCAGCUCUGCAAGAUACUGGGCUUCUUGGAAAAACAAUUGUUAUAUUCACUGCAGAUCAUGGAGAACUUGCUAUGGAACACCGUCAGUUUUAUAAAAUGAGCAUGUAUGAGGGAAGUUCCCACAUUCCUCUUUUAGUUAUGGGACCAGGUUUAAGAGAACAGCAACAAAUACCAAACGUAGUAUCUCUUGUGGAUAUCUAUCCUACUAUGCUUGAUAUAGCAAGAAUUCCUGUGCCACAGAACCUCAGUGGAUAUUCUCUUAUACCGCUGCUAUGUGAAAAGGCUGAGAGUGAGGUGUCACCCAGAGGACCUCGGCCCUCAUGGGUGCUGAGUGAGUUCCACGGGUGCAAUGUGAAUUCCUCUGUGUAUAUGCUGAGAACUGGCAAGUGGAAAUACAUCACCUACUCGGAUGGCUCUUCAGUACUGCCCCAGCUCUUUGACCUUACUGCUGAUCCAGAUGAGCUUACAAAUCUUGCCAUAAAAUUCCCAGUAACUGUACAUUCUUUGGACAAAAUACUUCGCUCUAUAGUAAACUAUCCAAAGGUUUCUUCUUCUGUUCAUGAGUACAACAAGCAACAGUUUAUCAGUUGGAAACAAAGUUUGGGUCAAAAUUACUCAAGUGUUAUUGCAAACCUUAGGUGGCAUCAAGACUGGUUAAAGGACCAAAAAAAGUAUGAGAAUGCAAUUGACAAGUGGCUUGGUAAGUAGAUAUGGACAACCUGGGGAUUUCAUAUGAAUGAGGAUAAAAACAUAGUGCAUUUGUAAUAUUAUGCUGUAUUUCAAAUGAUAUAAUUAUUUUAUUAUAUAACCUCUUGAAAGUAAAGAUAACUGAACCAUUACUGCUUUGUGUCAGAAAGCCAAGUGUGAUGGUGUUCACAGAGGUCCCAGGAUGAGGGAAGAGAUGAGAAUCUUGACUCCAUGUUUCAGAAGGCUGAUUUAUUAUUUUAUGAUAUAUAUUAUAUUAAAAGAAAAUUAUAUAUUAAAAUUAUACUAAAAGAAUAGAACAAAGGAUUUCAUCAGAAGGCUUGAAAGGAAGGAAAGGAAUGGAAUGAUAAUAAAAUCUUGUGACUGACCAAUGAGUCCAAGACAUCUGGACUGUGAUUGGCCAUCAAUGAAAAGCAGCCACGUCAGACCAAUCAAAGAUGAUGCAUCUGUUGCAUUCCACAGCAGCAGAUAAUUAUUGGUUUUCUUUUCCUUUGAGGCUUCUCAGCUUCUCAGGAGAAAAAAUCUUGGCAAAAGGAUUUUUCAUAAAAUAUGUCUGUGACAGCAAGGAGCACUUUAUAUAACUAGCCAGCACUAAAAUUUUAGCCAGCACUCUAAAACUAGAGUUUUAUUCUGUAGGUGUAAGUAAGUGUAUAUAGAAAGGGUGGUGUGCAAAUACUAAUUGUGUGUAAUAUUUAGUUAAUAUUUAGCUAAUUGCAAAAGUCCUGAGUAUUAAGCAUUCAAACUCAAUAAGAACUUCUAUUUAUAAGGAAAAGCAAGGAUUAUAAAACUUAGUGAAGUAAAGUACCAGUUAUAGUGGAAUUUCCUGUGUGUAUUGUAAGUCUAGAUUGAAUAGACUUCAUCAAAAAGUUGGCAACCAGUACAGGUCUGAACAUAGAUGAGGUUCAUGCAAGUGCUUAACUAUAUAUGUGACUGACUCCCUAUGUUUGCAAGGUCUGCCUGCUAAUUUCUUGCUCGUCUCUGCUCAUCAUCAUAAAUUAAAAAGAAAAACCCUUCUUGCCAAGACUAUGAACAGAACAGUUCUCUGAAAAAUGACAGUGUGAUUUGUAUAACAUAAAAUAAAAACUGUUUGAAUGCAGUUAGAUUCUGCAAGUAAAUGCUUUAAUGCACAUCAGCGAGUGGAGAAUUGAAACCUAAAAUGUACACAGUGGAGACACAAUUGAAACUUGCAGGAAGAGUUAACAGAAAAAUACUGUUUCCCAUUUUUCCAGUGACCUGACAAAAAGAAAGUAGUUUUGGAAGAAGGUAAGAUUUAGGUAGCAACUCUUCCACUUAUGGGAAUAUGUAAUUACAGCGGUGCUUAGGUUUGCUAAUUCUUGGUCACCAUCAUUGCUGCUAUAUACCAGUUCAGAAUGACAUGCUUCAUACAUAAUGUUUUCUGGAAGCUGUUAUUAAAUGCUCAGUAGUAGCAGUAAGCCAGUAAAAAUAAACGUAAAAAUGAGACAUAUUUUCUGAUGGCUCCACACUCAUUUUGUGAGCAACUUCCCACACAGAGUUAAAAAAUCUUGAAACCCUGUAGCACAUGCCAUUAUAAUUCUUACUAAAAUGAGUUCAGGUACAGCUGAAGUUACUUAAACAAAAUAAAUGGCCUGCAUAAUUAGAGGAAGUAUUUAUAUCCAUAUGAAAAUUUGUUCCAGAGAAAAAAGAAUAGCAAAAUUUUCUCACUUUACAGAGGUCUGGACAGAAUGCAGUACAUUGUCCAAAAUGGAGUAAAAUAAAAUUAUGGUGAACUGGA